AGACUGAAGCUCUGGAUCAGAUGUCAUGGCACCCUCAGUAUCGCAGUUCCAAGUUUCGCCACGUCUAUGGCAAACCUGCCAACAAGGAGAACUGCUACGACGGGGUGCCCAUCACCAAGAGCGUCCACGACAAUCACUUCUGUGCCGUAAACCCCUGCUUCAUCGCCGUCAUUACCGAGUGCGCGGGAGGCGGGGCCUUCCUCGUCAUUUCCCUGUUCCAGACUGGAAAAAUUGAUCCUCACCAUCCUCGAAUCUGUGGCCAUAAAGGGUACGUGCUGGACAUUAAAUGGAAUCCAUUUGAUGAUUACUCGAUAGCAUCCUGUUCUGAAGAUGCAACUGUUAAAGUUUGGGAGAUCCCGAAACAUGGAUUGUUGAAGAACAUCACGGUUCCACAGAAGGAGCUUCAGGGCCAUUCUAGGAGGGUUGGACUCAUUGAGUGGCAUCCCACUGCUGGCAAUGUUCUCUUCAGUGCCAGUUACGACUACAAGAUAAUGAUCUGGAACCUGGACUGUCCAGAGAGUGUCAUCAAGAACCCCGUGAAAACGAUUGGCCUGCAUGACGACGUGAUCCUCUCCAUGUCCUUCAACACCGAUGGCAGCCUCUUGGCUACUUCCUGCAAAGAUAAGAAGAUACGAGUCAUUGACCCUCGCUUAGGGGUCACUUUGCAGGAGACGUACUGCAAAACGCAUAAAGCCACUAAAGUGCUAUUUCUGGGGAAUAUGAAAAUGCUCAUCACUACUGGGACCUCCAGAUAUAACAACAGACAAGUGACCUUGUGGGACCAGGAGGAUCUCUCCGUGCCCUUGAUGCAGGAGGAUUUGGACUGCUCCUCAGGGGUCCUCUUUCCAUUUUAUGAUCCUGACACCCACAUGCUCUAUGUUGCUGGCAAGGGAGACGGCUACAUCAGGUACUACGAAAUCAGCUCCGAGAAGCCUUACCUGCACUUUUUGACGGAGCAUCGCUCCUAUUUACCUCAGAAAGGACUGGGAAUUAUGCCAAAGAGAGGCCUGGAGGUCUCAUCUUGUGAAGUCUUCAGGUUUUAUAAGUUAGUGACAAUCAAAAGCCUUAUCGAGCCUCUGUCCAUGAUCGUCCCUCGACGGUCCGAGUCGUACCAGGAGGACAUUUACCCGAUGACCGCUGGAUGUGAGCCCGCAUUGUCCGCUGACGAGUGGCUCCAGGGAGCCAACAAAGAUCCCGUGCUGAUGUCCCUGAAACCUGGCAGCAAGAUCUCCAAAACGUGUCCUCUCAUAACCGAAAAAGAGCCAAUAAUUCCUCAGCAACCAAAGAGUUCUCAGAGCCACACUGGGCGCACGGAGGUCCCGUCGGUCCUACCGAACAAGGAGAGCAAAGACUCGAGGGAGCGAAGGCGGCUGGACGAGAAACCCCCGGAGAGGAGCCGCUUGGUUUACUCCAACGGCAUCGACCUCACAGAGUGUGCGCCGCCAAAAACGGAAAACGAGCUCUUACAGAUGUUCUACCGACAACAGGAGGAAAUCCGCCGACUGCGGGAAUUAUUGGGUCAGAGAGAGAUCUGGAUCAAACAGCUGGAGCUGGAAAUUAAAAAUGUUCGCAACUCGCCAUACUGAAGCCAUGGACUCAAAAGAAAGCUCAGAAAUAUUAAAAAAAAAAAAAAAAGAGGCUUUACAAAAUUAAUGUUUGUAUAAUUCUAUAUUUUUAUUGAAAAAGAAUAAUGUUGACUUUUAAGCAGUACCGCUCAGGUACAUGGUGCACAUUUUUUUAAAUUUGUUUCUGUACAUAUUUUAUAAGUCAUAAUUGCUCUAUUGAUUUUCUACACUUAUUUAGGCUUGUUUUUGCUCAAUUCAUAUUUUUCACUUGUGUAAUCUUUCUGUUUUGUUUUUUUAUGUUUUCUAUUUGCUGGCCCUGUCUCAUGUCCCCUAUUGUCGCACUUUUCUGCCUCAUUUUAGGUAUCUGAUUGGCCCACUAGGUGGCAGCAGAUUUCCACCACCGCAGUCGAGGAGAAAGUUUGGAAAGAGAUUUCCUUAUAAACCUAAAAAUCUUAA
Messenger RNA from Polypterus senegalus (gray bichir), 2021 nucleotides. RefSeq names its product coronin 2Aa (gene coro2aa). The transcript is spliced from 13 exons. Gene Ontology annotation, biological process: actin filament organization. The record is from RefSeq and is a predicted model, not a curated record. The coding region runs from base 21 to 1586 and encodes 521 amino acids. Gene Ontology annotation, molecular function: actin filament binding. NCBI's taxonomy places the organism in Eukaryota, Metazoa, Chordata, Cladistia, Polypteriformes, Polypteridae.